This is a messenger RNA of Penicillium macrosclerotiorum, 1077 nucleotides long. RefSeq lists its product as uncharacterized. NCBI's taxonomy places the organism in Eukaryota, Fungi, Ascomycota, Eurotiomycetes, Eurotiales, Aspergillaceae. Bases 1 to 1077 code for a protein of 358 amino acids. The transcript has 2 exons. The record is from RefSeq and is a predicted model, not a curated record.
AUGUGUCCCAUGAUUCUCAAUCGCCUAUCCGACGGUCCCGCCAUGUCUCUGCUCGACACCCCCGGGAGCUUCUCUAGCUACCCGGCGCACCCAGGCUCGGCCUUCGCGGGAAAAGGCUCAUUCCAGCCGGCUCUGAGCUCCAGCUUGUCAGAGACUCCUGCUCCCCCUAAGCCAUCUCGCAAGAGGUCGCGUGAUGAGGCGGCGUUCGAAGAAAUCCUCGCUGCCCCGGCGCGGCCGGAAGCGCAACCAGCUCCCGCUCCCAAGGAAGAGCCCAUCUACGGCGAGGGCAUGGUCCUUCUGAACCCACAAACUGGCAUGGCCAUUUCUGCUGAAAGCCAGACCGGCACUUGGUACGAAGAAACGGCCGAGUCGCAACAGGUGGCCGCGGCCCCAGUCUCGUCGCGGUCGAUUGCGUUGCACACUGAUGCUGCCGACCUCAGCCGCAAGGCUCAACGGCUCGACACCUCCGCGCCGGGCCUCGACGACAUUGCGCUCUCUUCGAUCAACCAGCGCUUAAAUGGCCCCGACAUGGCUGAUCAGCACCGCAGCCUCAGCGGAGGAUCCACACCACCCGCCGAGCCACUCAUCGACGAUGCCACCCGCCUCCUGGGCAUCAGCUGGCAACGCCUUGACACCGACAAUGACAUGGCCCCUGCCGUCCGUGGCUGGACCAAGUAUAUUGACAACCAAUACGCCGCCCACCUGCGUGGCUCGCAGAUGCUCAUGAAAAGCCGUGCUCUGAACGCCUAUCUCGUCGCCGCGACUCCUGUCUCCGCCUUCUCGCCCGCUUUCUACCUCUUCAACGAAGACCUCACGCAAGCCCAACUGGUGGCUUCUUCUUGGGAGACUUGCCUGCAUAACCUGCGCUGCACCCCUCUCGUGUUCGAGGGUGCCACUCCUCUUGCCGCUGCCAGCCGCCCACAGCCCGCGGCUAAUCCCUUCAGCACCAUCGUCGAACCUGGUGUCCCUCUCCUGCAGCAGGCUCUCUCCUCGCACUCCCAUUCACCCAUCACCGGCAUAGAUACGGGAGUGGAGCUGAACGGAGGCGUCGGAAUGGGGAUGGAGAUCGACUCAUAA